AUGUUGCAGUCAAUACUGUCCCCUUUCAGUGCGCGUUUUACGCUUCCCGUGUCUCCAAGGCCAGGGACCUCGACUCCAAUAUCGGCUCGUCCUGAUGAGUUGGCUCCGGAAGACUUCGCUCGGGACGUCCUCAUCGAGGUGAUGAGGAAUUCUGUGGAAAAUUUGAAGAUAGCAGAGGGUUUGAAGGCCAGGACUGAGGUGUUGUCAGAAAUCCACAGAAUCUUACUACGGGACGCCUGCACAAAGGAUGUCUUCCGGGAGAUGGACGGGUUCUUGGUCGCUUUGAAUGUCCUAUCCACCCUGCAUACUAGUAUACCUCAAGGUGGUGGUCGAUCUGCGGGGCAGGUCACUGUUGACGUACUCGAAGCGACACGCCUCGUUUUUUUGAUACUCGCAGAUGCCAUGGACCAGCACAAGCAAAAUAAGCAGUACUUCAAGAGUUCAGUUGGAUUUGAAUCUCUAUCUCAGGCCAUACUUGGAUUGCUCGCAAAUUCUCGCACGAUGAAACAGACCUUAGGCUAUCUCGUCUCUUUCUCGCUCUGCAACUUCUCGUUGUCUGGGCUAUUCAAGGUUACUUCUGGAACUGACUACGCACAGCUGGACAAGAACGUGACUGGAGUGGAGUCCACUUUUGGCUUCAUCCAACACCCAGAAGCUCUGCGUAUACUAUAUCUUUCAUUACCUCCAGUUUCUGCCGGUGAAUCUGCGGUCCGGUACAGUAUACUCAAGCUGCUAGAGCGAUUGUCUCACCGCAACCAUCGCAAUCACUGUGUGUUGAACAGUCUUGGUUUAGUACAGCCUUUAUUUCGUGACUUCUGUGAAGGCAAGAGCGCCAUGGGAGUGCCUAAGCAAGAACGACAAGUCGCCCAAAAGCUCCUGCGCAGGAUUGUGGACGUUGGCACCACAACUGACGAAGCCAAGCUCUUGUUUCAACGCGUCAUACGGGAUGAAGAUACUCUCGAUGCAGAUGUUCUUGAGAUAUUGCGCGCUGGCAUGAAGGUGCGAUGGCCGGAGCAUUUCUCACUGGAGUCAUCCGCGGCUCUGCGUGUCUCCAGCAAUGGCAUGAAGGGCCUGCCUACUGCCGGUUUGACGUUCAUGGUUUGGCUAUGGAUUGAAAACUACCCUGUGGGAGAUCAACUGUUGUUCUCGUUCUGUCUUGGAGGACGUAACCAUAUCGCUCUGGGUAUCCUACGCGAUGGAACUCUCAGAUUCCAGAGUUCUGGUUCAAAUGAGAGUGCAGUGUUCAAGACCACGCUCAGCAAGUCUCGCUGGACACAUGUUACUGUUGUUCAUCACCCGCACAGAGCCGCGAAUGCGACCAUUCGACUUUUCGUCGACGGCGUCCUGACAGAUUCGCUCAAUUGGAUGUACCCACGAACCGAUGCUACUGCCACAUUAGGUACCUACCUCAUCGGAGACUCCGCGAAGACAGCCAGUAUGAGCUGGUGCAUUGCGUCUGCAUACCUGUUGUCCAUACCCUUAGCCAAUCACAUUCCGCGACUCAUUCACCAUCUCGGUCCACGCUACACUGCGCGUUUCCAAGCUGCUGACCUCGUCAAGUUCCUCACGUACGAAGCAUCUACUGCGCUGAAUGUUUACCUGUCCGCUGGAGCUUUGCAGCAGCCGGUCCCAUCCGAUGUCACGCAACUCAUGAAUUCGAUAAAGUAUGGGCUAGGAGUCAACGAGGCUGCUAUCUUGUUUGUGUUGAGUCCUGCCAUAGAGAUUCCCAAUGUAGAUGAGUCCGGUUCUCCUGGUAUUGCAUAUGCUGGUGAUGUCUUCGCUGUCAAGAGUAAUUGUUUGGAUCUGGCAAUGUGGAAGCUCGGAGGUGCGGCUAUCGCGCUACGUCUGGUUCAGUUGGCUAGCAACCCGCACGAAGUGUCGCGGGCUCUGGGUAUUUUGAGCGAUGGUGUGCGUAACAGUUGGCAGAACUCUGAGGACAUGGAACGAUUCCGUGGAUAUGAGAUCUUGGCGGAGAUACUACACGGCAAAAGCCAUCAUAUUAACAUGACCGGAUUUGAGACUCUUUUUGAGUUUUUGGGCUUGAACUUCCGAGCCCCCGACCACUCUACGGUAGUGAACACAGUGGCAUAUCGUGCUCUCGCUCUCGAUUUUCAACUUUGGUCAUCCACGCGAAAAGAGAUCCAGCAAGUUCAUCUAGAGCACUUCGCAACGCUUCUGCAAACGAGCAAGCAUAAACGGUUCAAUGUAAAGCAGCGCCUCGGCAAGAUGGGCGUGGUUCGGAAGAUGCUGUUUGUCUUGCAAACUGCUUGGUAUCAACAGGAUAUGAUCCCUUUACUUGUUGAUGCGAUUAAAGUCGUCGCGGAAGCUCAUUUCUCUACCGACGAUGCUAUCAAGCCAAUAGUGUCGUACUUAGCUGCGAAUCUACAUGAAGUCGAGACAGGUUUAGCCUCUCCUCGUUCGGCUAUCUCUCGCAUCGAUCACUGCACGGCGCAGUCCAAGGCAGAGCAGGUCUUGGAAAUGCUUGUUACGAUUUUGCACUCACAACAAGCUUAUACGAAAUUCGCGAAUGCCCUCCCCUUGCCACGUAUAUGUCUCCUUUUACUCGGUGAAAGACCUUCAUCUAUGACAGCCAUCCAGAUACUGCGCUUGAUAGGCAUUAGUCUUGAUGCUUCUAGCUCAUUCAGCCGGAAGUUUGAACUUGUAAGCGGUUGGGGCGCACUGAAGGUCGUCCUUCCGCAUGCUUGGGAUAAGGAGGUGCAGCAGGCAGUGUUCGAUCUCCUCCUUGGACGCCUGGGGGACAAAGCGGAGAUUCCUCCUGCAGUAAGUUGCCCUCAGAUCGUUCCUGCCAUUUUCUUCUCCUUGAAGGUUGGACUGGAAACGGUAGCUGGGCAAGUCGUGAAUGGUGUCGUACCAGACGCCGAUGAGAUUGCUAGAGUGGGCACCAUCGUGGAACAGCUUCUCGAACGACUGAUCGAGGUUCACUCAACGGUCCCAACUUUCCGACAAGUGUUCAAGUUACAAGCAACCACUCAGUUGUUCAUUGAUGCGUACAGGUCGUUCGUUGCUAGUGUGUCCAUGUUCAGCGAUUUCGCAUUGAGUACCACGCGAAUCCUAGAGAAGCUCUCGCACCUCGGACUGAGUAUUGCGCUGGACACUGUCGUGACUGCGUCUCAGAAAGAGGAGAUCAUGGAAAUAUUGCAAUCGGCUGAGACAGCACUGAACCCUCGGACGACCCAGGAAUCCUGUAUUGACUCUGCUGCCCUCGUUGGUCAUAAGCCUCGACGUCGGCGAACCGGGCCUGGAAGGCUCAGCAUCCAACUGAGUGAGAGCACCGUGAAACGAUCUGUCGCACGGUUACAUGCUUGGCGUAAGACUGUCAUUAUGACUGAGAGGAAGAGGCUACGCAAGACCAUCCUUGAUUUACGGGAACAUCACCGUCAAGUUACGGCACUGACAGAAUGGGCCACCCAACUUACUGCUGAACGUGGAUUGUGGGCUUAUACUGGCAAGGAGCGUUAUUGGCGCUUGGAUGAGACUGAAGGGCCGUAUCGAGUCAGGAAAAAAUUGGAACCGGCUCAUGAGAACCCUGCCAGUUCAAAGGUGGAUACAAAGGAACACAAUGGAAAUGUUCAUUUGUCAGAGUCAGAUUCGCAAUCUCUGCUACCGGCAGAACCUUCGCCAUGGCAUGACUCGUAUGAGGUGUCGUCAAGUGAUGGUGACGAACAUCACCUAGAGGAAGAGAUCGUUGAAGACAAACACCGCAGGGUUCGGCAUGAGCUCGAACCUGGCGAUGUCAUCGAGGCCGCAAACACUGUUGCCCGUGUAUCUGGUGUUGAUUCUUCUCCUGGACUUUUUAUCUUCGGCCGGACGCACCUCUACAUGCUCGACGGCUUGGUUGAAGAUGAAUAUGGAGAGAUCAUUGAUGCUCAUGAUGCACCGAAGAAGUUGUUCUUUGUGCCAGGAAGCAAUGUAGCGCUCGACGGCCCUCAAAGAGCACACCGUUGGACCCAUGAUCAAGUCGUUAGCUUCUGCGACCGAACAUUCUUGUUUCGAGACGUCGCUCUGGAGAUAUAUUUCAAGGAUAGCAGAUCACUUCUUGUCGUGUUCUUGCAAAAAAGUCAGCGACAGGAGAUGAAUAACAGGCUCUCUUCCAUUCUCGCCCGCAUGUCUGGCGAUGCACUUACGCCAGGUGUUCUGAUGUCCCCGUUGAAGUCACCUUUGGUGGGCCGCCUUAGUGCAAGGCUAAGUGCCACGCUCAGCGCUCGAGUGAUGACGGGUCUCAGGUUGGACGAACUAUCUACUGCACAGAGGAAAUGGCAGACUAGGGAGAUAUCUAACUUCACUUAUCUCAGUAUUCUUAACCAAAUAUCGGGACGCACUCCCAAUGAUGCUACGCAAUAUCCUGUCUUCCCCUGGGUCGUGAGCGACUACGCCUCCCCGACGCUUAAUCUGCGUUCGUCAGAUUCGUUUCGAGACCUUUCACGGCCGAUGGGAGCUCUCACGCCCGCACGUCGCGAUGCCGCACAUUCUCGCUACGUGAACCUGGAGAGUGUCGGGGAGAAACCGUUCCACUACGGCAUUCAUUUCAGCUCCUCUAUGAUCGUCUGCCACUUCCUGAUUCGAUUGGAACCUUUCAGUCAUAUGUUCAAGACUCUACAGGGUGGAGAUUGGGAUCUGCCUGAUCGACUUUUCAGUGACGUCAAAAGAGCGUACGACUCUGCUUCUCAAGACAUCCGUGGCGAUGUUCGUGAAUUGCUCCCCGAGUUCUAUGCAUGUCCAGAAUUUUUGGAGAAUUCUUCCAACUUCGAUUUUGGGGUGCAACAGAAUACUGGCGAGAGAAUACAUGAUGUAAAGCUACCACCUUGGGCGAAACAGGAUCCGCUCUUGUUCAUCGUGCUGAAUCGUGAGGCUCUCGAGAGUGACUAUGUCAGCGAGUAUCUUCCUCAGUGGAUUGACCUCAUAUGGGGCUGCAAACAACGGGAUCCAGAGUCCUUGAAUGUGUUCCAUCCUCUGAGCUACGAGGGCUCCAUAGACUUAGAUACGAUCACCGAUGAGCUGGAACGCGAGGCUACCGUAGGCAUUAUCCACAACUUUGGUCAAACACCUCGCAAGAUAUUCCACACGCCACACCCUGCACGGAUCAUGCAUGGCAGCUCUUCCCUUCCUCUUGGCACGUUGUACGGUAUUGCAGAGGACUAUCUACUACUCACACAAGCGGAUAAGCCCACGAAAGACCUGGGACCCAAUUAUUCCGUCCGCGACAUUAUGUACGACUUUGUAGGCCAACGUGCGAUUCCUUGUUGGACUGGCAUGCUCUGCAUUCCGUCACGUCCCCACGAGUACGUUGAGUGGGAAACCGGGGUAACGACAGGUGGGGCGCUGAAGGUUGUUGUUGAUCGCAAGGUUGUCCAAGUGAUCGGAGCCACUUUCUGUUCGUGCGCCGCAUUCGCUGACGCCGAUACACUCGUCACCGGGUCACUUGACCACACUGUGCGUUUGUGGCGAGUGUGCCGCGGAUCCAGUGGGGCAGCGACACCUGCUACACCGAGGUUCAAAGAGACGUCCCUCAGCCUGAAUCUCACCCACAUUAUGCGCGCUCAUACUGCCGGAGUGACAUGCGUCACUGCAUCCAGAGGAUGGUCUCUGGUAGUGAGCGGAUCCAAGGACGGAAGUGCUGCAUUGUGGGACUUGAACCGCGGUGUCUACGUUAGGUCUAUAUGGCAUGGGUCUGGUGAGGAUUCAGAGGUGCAUCUAGUUGCCAUCAAUGAGAGUACGGGCUAUAUUGCGACGUGUUCAAGAGAGAAGUUAUACUUGCACACCGUCAACGCAAGGCCGAUCGCAUGCUUGGAUCUUACCCCGACCCCAGUGUCUCAAUCGUAUCCGCCGAUUACUUCCAUUGCAUUCCUCGAGCGUGAAUACUCACGCGUUGGCGUCCUGGCGACAGGCACACCGGACGGCAGCAUCACGUUGUGGACAUGGAAUACUGAUCAGACACCGGACGGCCAGAAAGCGAUAUGGAAUUUCGUGACCCUGAGGAUGAUGAAGGUCAAGGACGCCGACGGUGGGAGGCAGUCCAGGGGCUACACCUCUUGCGUGACAGCACUGAAAUUCGUCGGCGAAAUCUUGUAUCAUGGCGAGGACACUGGUAAGGUAUUUGCGUGGAAUCUGCCAGACUGA
Sparassis crispa is the source of this 6138-nucleotide messenger RNA. RefSeq lists its product as hypothetical. The transcript has 31 exons. Bases 1 to 6138 code for a protein of 2045 amino acids. Lineage: Eukaryota; Fungi; Basidiomycota; Agaricomycetes; Polyporales; Sparassidaceae. Gene Ontology annotation, molecular function: protein binding. The record is from RefSeq and is a predicted model, not a curated record.